Molecule: messenger RNA, 1613 nt
Organism: Gastrolobium bilobum
Lineage: Eukaryota; Viridiplantae; Streptophyta; Magnoliopsida; Fabales; Fabaceae
Product: ABSCISIC ACID-INSENSITIVE 5-like protein 3
Exons: 4
Coding region: 289-1104 (271 amino acids)
Biological process (GO): positive regulation of DNA-templated transcription
Cellular component (GO): nucleus
Molecular function (GO): DNA-binding transcription factor activity
Source: RefSeq, a predicted model, not a curated record
UUGUCAAACAGUGCCACUUACCAACAUUUCCCACAAAAUUCCUAAUUACUCCACAACACAACGAAGUUCACAGCAACUAGACAUUUUCCCUUUGCGUUUUCUUCUCAAAUUGUUCCCAAUUCCCAUUUUCACUUUGAUUCAUCACACACCCACCCGCCAAUGCGUUCCUCUUGAUGUGUUUGCUCAUGUUCCUUCUGCAGUUGCCAACCCCCAAAUCAUAGGGUCUCUGUUUUGCUUCAGACCCUUUCAAUUUAUUUUCCUUCAGGUUUUGGGUUGAGGGUUUGUUGAAUGGGGAUUCAGACAAUGGGUUCUCAAGGUAAUGGGCAACAGUCUCAUUUACAGCCUUCUUCGUUGUCUAGGCAAAACUCUUGGUAUAGUCUCACUCUUGAUGAGGUUAGGAGUCAAUUAGGAGACAUGGGGAAGUCAUUGGGGAGCAUGAACCUAGAUGAGCUUCUUCAAAAUGUAUGGACUGCUGAAGCUAAUAAUUCUGUUAUAGGCUUAGACAAUGAAAACAUAUUGCGGUCAUCGUCUUCUCUUCAACGUCAGGCGAGCCUGACAUUGGCUCGUGCUUUGAGUGGGAAGACAGUUGAUGAUGUAUGGAGAGAAAUUCAACAAGGUCAGAAGAAAAGGUAUGGAGAAGAUGUGAAAAGUCAGGAUAGAGAAAUGACUCUCGGUGAAACCACUUUAGAGGAUUUCUUGGUGCAAGCAGGGCUUUUUGCUGAAGCUUUUAUAAGUCCGGCCAGGGGGUUGGAUACAAUGGAUUCCUCCACUUCUCAGAGUUUUCAACAUAAAGCAGGCUUGUCAUCCUCCCCUUCAAUUGGGAGUUUAUCAGACACAAGACCAGGCCGGAAAAGGUACGGUCCAGAUGUGUAUGAGAAAACUCUGGAAAGGAGGCUGACGAGGAAAAUCAAGAAUAGGGAAUCCGCUGCCCGCUCACGGGCACGAAAACAGGCUUACCAUAAUGAACUGGUUAGCAAGGUUUCCCGUCUAGAAGAAGCAAAUGUAAAGCUCAAGAAAGAGAAGGAAUUUGAGCAGAGGUUACCGUCUGAACCAUUGCCUGAACCAAAAUAUCAGCUUCGAAGAAUAAAUUCUGCCUCUUUCUGACAUGUGACCUUCCAUGAUGUUUUCUUAUUUACAACUUUCUUGGCUUUAAUGGGGACAUGUCCAGGAUUGCGUUACUGCAUUGCUCAUCGCUGCUGCUUGCUUCCGUCGGGGAGUUAUCUCUAUCUCUAUAAUUAACUAACUAAAGGGUACAUAUUGCACCAAAGGUCUGAUGUUCAUAAGUUUUAGCUUUGCUGGGAAACAGAAUCAGUAAUGGUUUGAGUCUAAUGGAAGGUUUGCCUUUUUGUAUAAUGAUUAUCCGAGCAUGCUGGGGUGAUUACCAAGCAUAAAACAGAAUCAAAACAAUUAACAAAAUUUUAAAAUUAAUAGAGAUUAGGGGGAGAGGAGUGCAGAUGAGAUUUAUUUUGGUUCAAUCACCAAUCAGCGGUGAUCUAUAUCCUGUCAUUAGGCAAAUUACCCCAGAUUUUCUUUCACUAUGUUUUAAGCUCUAAAUGGUGCAUGGGAAUCGCUACAAUACAACCGCUAAAAGUUAUGGUCUUUGGAAAACUGUG